Molecule: messenger RNA, 2379 nt
Organism: Drosophila mauritiana
Lineage: Eukaryota; Metazoa; Arthropoda; Insecta; Diptera; Drosophilidae
Gene: ms(3)76Ba
Exons: 3
Coding region: 90-2318 (742 amino acids)
Source: RefSeq, a predicted model, not a curated record
GAAUAUUUUAAGUGGCAACACUUUUAGAGUUGUAGAGUACGUGGAGAAAGUUGACACUUAAAAAUAAAUUCGAAUUCAUUUCUCACAAAAUGCCACGAGCUUCGAUGUUUGAUUCGGAUUCAGAUGAGCGCGAAGAUCUUGCUAUUCUUAAUACUCGUAAGGUCAGCAAUGGCAGGGUGAAAAAGCGUAAGAGGAAGAGCAAAGACACCAUCUACAAGCAGGAUGAACUCCUGAAAUAUAAUAACCAUAACUCCUCCAGCACUUUUCCAGCUGUAAAUGAACCAUUGUACCGUGGACGAGACCCAAAGCCGCUGCCCACCAAGUUCCGCGGUGAUAAGGAUGUUCUGGACUUCGGCCUCGGGAAACAUGCGGAUCCCAUGAACCUCGUCCACGAAGAGGGUUCAAUGAAACCUCCAAAGUCAUCGAGGAUUGUCAAGACGCGACGAUUGCCCAACGAGGCAAUAACAUUUCGAACUGAACGCCAAGAUGUUCUAAGAUCCCCCGUCAGAAUAGAACUUAAUCUGCCAAUGGCUUCACAUUGGUUGUUUAAUCGCCAUUUUCGACCCGUGUCACCUCUCCGCAGGAGCUUUGUGGAUGAUAUUGAUAUAGAUACGCCAACGUUGGAGGAUAUAUGGUGCAGUUACUUGAACGUGAAGAUGGGAAUUAUACAGCUCUCGGAUGCUGUAUGGCCAUUGUGUUGCAUGGCGAAUUUGGAGACAUCCAAAACUCCGCCUACAAAAAGAGUUAGGUGCGCCGAAAAUCUCGAUAAUAAGAAUAUUUUCGAAACUGGUUUGGAAAGGCAGAUCGGAGAGAAUGAGCUGCGGGUCUUGAAUCAGUGGUUAGAAUCUGAGGUGCUCAAUAGUCCUCAUAUUGAUAUGGAAAAAUACGAUUUAAAUGGAAAGGAAAGAAAAGGAAAUGCACCCCAGAAGCCUCGGAUUCUAGACAAUGAAGAAGUCUCCUUUUCUAACUUGACUAUUGGAAUCGAAGAGGAGCGAGCCAUCAAGGAAUGGAUAAAUAAGGAAGGGCUCAGCGAACACUACAGUGAUAUAGAUGAGUACGAUAUGUUAUUUAAACUAGCCAGAGAUCCUGAAAAGAACCGCGAUCUUCUGUUUGACUUACUGAAGCCCAAGGAUCUUAUCCCCCAGGAUAAGGCUGUUUGGAAAAAGUAUCCACCAAAGUUAUUGGAAUUGUCACAGAAACCAGAUUUUGUUGAGCCUGAUCCUUCCUUGGAUAAUAUUCCAGAACAGCCUGUUAUCCUCGAUGUCAAAGACAUUAAACCAUUAGUCCCCAAACCAGAGGACGAGGCAGAUAUACAGGGUUGGCUACAGCAAUGCAGUGAAACCAUUUCCCAACAACUGCAGCUUGUCAUCAAUGAGGACAGUUCCAGCAAACCAGCUUCUGCAGAACCCGAGGGCAUUGACUUCGAAUCCGAGAUUAGCAAGCAGCAACUGCAACCCCGAGUCCUGGGAGAAAGCAAUAAAAAACUCUCACCAGAAUCAGGAUGGCAGAACAGCUUCACAGUUCGCCUCGACGACUUCGAGGACAUCGUCGACUACAAUAUGACAGAGUUUAGGGAUCCCCAAGCUAAGAGAAUCCGAUCCAAGUGGAACCAGCGCUUUGGAUUUAAGUCGGUGGAGAAUUUGAGAAGAUGUGUGCUGCUUCCGCCUCUGCCAGUUCAUCUGGACAAGUGCCUCCAGAGGAUCAGAAUCCUAAGGCGUCCCAACAGGCACAAUGUGGAGCAAUUGCGCCUGCGCGUCGAGAUGAAUUUUUGCAAAACGUAUUGCACACUGAGUAUGAACCGAAAUUUGAAUCUUGGAAUUGCGGCUCAUACCCUAGGCAACGCCGUCUACAAUAGAGACAUAGGUGUGAUCCAAGUGCGGUAUGAGGCCACACAAAUAGCCUGGAUUUGGGCCGAUGGCAGUGUCUUGAUAAUCAAUGGAAGAGGCAAAGCGAUGCUGGCCGAAACCCAAAGGGAUAUAUUUUUCAAGAUUUCUGGAAAGCCGAACUUUAAAGCCGACCCCACACACAAGCUUCUACACCUUCGUCUCAUUUCCUGUGCUCACUUUCCAUGGGGCAUCUCUUUGCCGGAAUUCACUGCGUCAAGCGCUAUUUCUUCAGAACCCAAUAUGAAGUAUGUCUACUACGUGGACAAGACUAUUCCCAGGGUGGUAGCCCGUGUCCAUGAGACGGGAAUGAUCCAGGUGUUUGCCAUGACCACGAGUGAUGCGGAUAAUAUCCUGAAGAUCCUCUACCCCAUUACGGCCAAUCACCGCAAGGCCACCAUCAAAACAGAAAUAAUUGGCAAAGAAGUCAAGUGAAUAACAUAAUUACUUAAUCAUUUCAUCUAAAAUAAAAAUAAUAAAGCUUAUUGUAUAGCGA